AUGAAGAGGUACUUCCACACCAUCUACCUGGGCAUCAGGAGCAGGCAGAGCGGAGAGAAUGACCGCUGGAGGUUCUACUGGAGGAUGGUGUACGAGUAUGCUGACGUCAGCAUGCUCCACCUAUUGGCCACGUUCCUGGAGAGCGCACCUCAGCUGGUCCUCCAGCUCUGUAUCAUCAUACAGACUCACAAACUCCAGGCUGUGCAAGGGAUAACAGCGGCUGCUUCUCUGGUGUCACUAGCCUGGGCUCUGGCCUCCUAUCAGAAAGCCUUGCGUGAUUCCCGCGAUGACAAGAAGCCCAUCAGCUACCUUGCCGUCAUCAUCCAGUUCUGUUGGCACUUCUUCACCAUCGCUGCUCGCGUAGUGACAUUCGCUCUCUUCGCCUCCGUGUUUCAGCUCUACUUCGGCAUCUUCAUCGUGCUGCACUGGUGCAUCAUGACCUUCUGGAUCGUACACUGCGAGACCGAAUUCUGCAUCACCAAGUGGGAGGAGAUCGUCUUUGACAUGGUGGUGGGAAUCAUCUACAUCUUCAGUUGGUUCAACGUGAAGGAGGGACGCACCCGCUGCCGUCUCUUCAUCUAUUACUUCAUGAUCCUGUUGGAGAACACGGCCCUGAGCGCGUUGUGGUACCUUUACCGCUCACCCCCCAGCACAGACGCCUUUGCUGUGCCCGCCCUGUGCGUCAUCUUCUCUAGCUUCUUCACUGGCAUUGUUUUCAUGCUCAUGUACUAUGCUUUCUUCCAUCCCAACGGGCCACACUUUGGCCGCUCGGCCAGCCUGGUCCAGCUCGAGGACCCUACCGCUACCUUCACGCUGCCCCCUGAGGGCGCCACCAACUCACUGCGCUCCAACCGCGGAGGCACGCUAGCCAGGGACGCUGACCGCGAGGCCAAGUACAGCGAGCGGGACGGUUGUGUGCCCGUCUUUCAGGUGCGGCCCACCGCACCCUCUACUCCUUCCUCCCGUGCCCCGCGCCUGGAGGAGACAGUUAUCAAAAUAGACUUGUGCAGGAACCGCUACCCUGCCUGGGAGAGGCACGUACUGGACAGGAGUAUACGUAAAGCCAUCCUGGCCAUCGACUCGUCUCCGAACCCGCCACGCCUCCAAUAUAAAGACGACACAUUGAUUCAAGAGCGUCUGGAGUACGAGACCACCUUGUAGCCUGCGCUGUGGAAACUCACAAACAUGAACACAUUACUGUCCUCUUAAAUAAACAGCAGGACUGUGGCAAUAACGUUCCUUGCAUACAUAGCAUCUAGCCAUGAUGUUGAUUGUCAUGGACAAACAUAGGCACAACAUAUUUGUGGAGGAAUGAAAUAAACUUUUUUUUAAACCGUUCUCUCAUUGCUUUUUAUUACUUCUGUCUUGUCAGGGAAUAUCUGGGAUUCUAAAAGUCAUUGCACUGGCUGAUAUAGACCACAAACCCCUCGGCCCUCCUGAGUGUUGUACAGACCUUCAUUCCCAGAGCUGAUUGUCCUCGAGCCAACGUCUCCAAACUGCAAGAGGACAUCCAGAACACUUUAUAGCUCGUCUCUUGCAGCAAAUGCAAAACAAAGGCCUUUCCCUUUGAAACCAAGCAUCCAGUGCACACAAACGGCAUUUUAACAAACAGACUACCCACCGCACUGGAGAAACAGUGGUCCAAAUAUCACAUCGAUGGUACACAAAUAAAAAAAAUGGCUGAUUAGUCUCGAGACGUCCUUGUUUAGGGUACUGUAACCUAUUAGUAGUGUUUCAUCAGCAGUUCUGUACCAGUGCCAAAUGCUCCGCUCACAAUGACUCCACGCUGAACUGUGGCUCGACCACAAACUGUAUAUAUAAACAGGGCAGCAUUUCAACCAUCUACUUGAAUCCUGU
Sinocyclocheilus grahami is the source of this 1857-nucleotide messenger RNA. RefSeq names its product XK-related protein 4-like. Gene Ontology annotation, cellular component: plasma membrane. Gene Ontology annotation, biological process: engulfment of apoptotic cell; phosphatidylserine exposure on apoptotic cell surface; apoptotic process involved in development. The record is from RefSeq and is a predicted model, not a curated record. The coding region runs from base 1 to 1161 and encodes 386 amino acids. The transcript has 3 exons. Lineage: Eukaryota; Metazoa; Chordata; Actinopteri; Cypriniformes; Cyprinidae.